Hemiscyllium ocellatum (epaulette shark) is the source of this 13251-nucleotide messenger RNA. It is a transcript of the gene lyst, whose product is annotated as lysosomal trafficking regulator. Gene Ontology annotation, biological process: intracellular protein localization. The coding region runs from base 318 to 12125 and encodes 3935 amino acids. Gene Ontology annotation, cellular component: cytosol; membrane. NCBI's taxonomy places the organism in Eukaryota, Metazoa, Chordata, Chondrichthyes, Orectolobiformes, Hemiscylliidae. The transcript has 54 exons. Gene Ontology annotation, molecular function: protein kinase binding. The record is from RefSeq and is a predicted model, not a curated record.
UGCACGCGAGUGCUGGGACAGGAGCCCCCCCACCCGAGCUGGAGCCGAAGGAAGGCCACGAGCCUGGUGGAUUCUAACGGCUGGAUCUCGAGCCCAGGACUGAGUGACGUGGAGGCGGCGGUGGUAGUGGCGGCCGCCAGCCCAGUCCUGGGGAUCGGACCGGCUCGACGUUUGGGGUGUGUGCACUGACGAGCAGCUUCCAUUCCCGGGGCACCGAGCCUGUGACACCUACCGGCAGUGCGGGCUGUCCGGUCCACCGAACGUCAACACAUUCCAAAACUUUCGCCGGCGGCAGGGAGCAGAGGGCUUCCCGAGCCAUGCCCAAGUCUCCGGGCGCCAACGUGAACUUCAGCCUUAUUCACGCGUGGGAGAGGUACCGGCAGUCGGAGCAGGAUGAGCAGAUCAGAGUUGACUGUCUGGAGCGGUUCCUCACACUCUUCCAUUGCCACAGCCAUAGGGAAAAUAUGGACGGAGUAGAAGUCAUCAGAUUCUGCUCAGACAUGAGCAGUGCCUGUAACGCAUUGGCACGGGAAUUCCUGACAGAUGUGCAUCAGCUUUGCAAUGCUGUGGUUCAAAGAUCUGAGUGUAAAGAAGAGGAGGAAGAAAGUCAUGUGGUCGCAUUGGGAGAAUAUCUAGUUCGGGGUCGAGGAUACUUGCUACUUAGUACCUUGGAUUCCAUCAUUGAUCAGGAAUUAACCUGCAGAGAGGAAUUGCUAACUCUACUCCUGUCUCUUCUCCCUCUUGUCUGGAAGAUGCCUGUUCAAGAACAGAAAGCUCCAAAAGAUUAUAACCUAUCUGCACUAGAACACCUAUUGUUUACCAAAGAGACCAAGUAUUCUGCAACUAAAUCUCCUCAGGAAAAAGCAACACUCAUCCCUGGCAGAAGCUCAGUUUUAUAUGCUCAGGUACCAUCACAAUGCAACACCAGCAACUGGAAGACCAGACGACAACGUAGAAACACUCACUGCUAUUCUUUGAGGGAAGCCAGGAAAACAGCACUUUCCACAUCUGAUUCUGAAACCAAUUCAGAUGACAAGAGUUCAGUCAUGAUCAGACAAAGACGACAGCAGACUUUGCAGCCUUUUGUAAACUGCAAGUCAAGAGAGGACUGUAAUGCUUCCAAAGACAGUUUUCUCCCAUCUUUAAAAUUUAGAGAAGUUGCUCAGCAUGACUUAAGUUUAGAAUGUGCUGCUGCUUUGCUGCAAGAAACCGAUAUGGAGUCCUCCAUGUUGAAUAAGUCAGAAAAUACUCCAUUUGAUCUCUGUCGUGUUUUGUUGUCUCUAUUAGAAAAAGUUUGCAAAUUUGACAUGGCCUUAAAUCACAAUCCAGCAUUAACUGUGAACGUUGUUCCCACAUUGACGGAAUUUUUGGCAGGAAUUGGAAACUGCUGCAAUGGAAAUGUAUCUAAUACUGAGGAAGUUGCUGCAGGAUGGACCCCAGAGCCUGCAGCCCUGGUACAAAGGAUGCUUCUACGUACUGUGUUACAUCUUUUAUCAGUUGACAUAAAUUGCAGAGAAAAUAUACCAGACACACUAAGGAAAAAUAUUGCAGAUUUGUUGAGGGUGACAUUGAAGGUUAAGAACUGCAUUGACAAGUGUACAGAUCCCUUUGUCCCACGACUGAAAAUGACUUUCCAGUUCAAUGAAGAUUUUUCUUUCUCAAGAUCUUGUCACAAAAUUCUGCUGGUGCCAGAACUCCUUGAAGUGAUUUUGCAAAUUUUAAUUUGUACCCUACAAACAGCGUCCUCCAAUCCCUCCUCCUUCAGUCAGGCUAUGGACCUUGUCCAUGAAUUUACUCAGCAUCAUGGCUUUGAGUUGUUUGAAGGAAUAGUGCUUCAGAUGGAAAGAUUGGUUGCCAAAGAUGAACCCAAGUCUACUGAAGCAGCAGAGCAUAUCAAAUCCUUAAUUAGUAGUGUCAUGAAAAUAAUUAACAUUGUCAAGAAGGUAAAAUCAGAACAACUCCAUCAAUCUGUUUGUACACGCAAGCGGCACAGGCGAUGUGUGUAUUCUCACUUCAUGCAUCACCAUAGAAAUCUGUCUGGCCUCCCAGUUGCAGCAUUCAGAAAUCAGCUGUCCAAAAAUCCUUUUGAGAUGACAUUAGAUGGUGAAAUUUAUUAUCCUGAUCGUUGUUGCUGUAUUGCAGUGUGUGCCCACCAAUGUCUGCACUUGCUUCAGAAAGUUUGCUUAAGUAGCACUUGUGUACAGAUUUUAUCAGGCAUACAUGCUGUGGGGAUUUGUUGUUGUAUGGAUCCAAGGUCUAUCAUUGGCCCCAUGAUUCAUGCCAUAAAGCUACAAACUUUAAAGAACUGUCAGCAAGAUAUCUUGAGUAUUCUGACUAAAUUUAUCCUUGAGCAGCUUGGGGGUGAGGAGGUUUCAGUAAAAAUGAAACAAGUGAAUUGUAACAUUUGUGCUGUUGAUAGUAGCCAGAUACCUAAUGUGGCAGAAAUUCUGCAUGGAGGUCUUAUGAACAUUAGUUCCUCAACCAGUCUUGUCAACCCAAUUUACAGAGCAGAUAGUAUUCUGCCAAGUGGAGGAUCCAGGGAAAUGUGGAUGUGGGAAGCUUUGAAAGCCUACCAAGAUCUUCUCUUCAUUGAUGAUGCACAGCUGAGUUUGCAAGUUGCUGGCCACGUAUGCCAUCUAAUACAAAAAGGCAAUGCUGUCAUUAAAUGGCAACUUUACACUCAUAUCUUUAAUAGAGUGCUUCAAAGAGGAGUGGAGCUAUCUCAUCAAACACAGAAACUGGGAAUAAUGACAGCCUGUACUGAAGUAUACAACAAUCACAACAGAUGUUUGUCUCCGGAUGUCCUUCAGCUUCAUCUGCACACAUUGCCUUCACUCUUUAAGUCAAGGGUAGUCAGAGGCCUCUUUUUGAGCUGCAAUGGAUUAAAUCAAAUGACCGAGCUAAUAUCUCUAGACUCCGUUCGAUCCUAUGCACUGAACGUAUUUGAAACCUUAAUCCUGUGCCUUAGGGAUCAACAGCUAGAUGCAGGAAUGCAAGGUGAAGAAACUAAUGCAGAGGACUCUGUUUUGGAUCCCGGAAGCACUCCAAGUAGCCAAUGUGCUGCACAGCAUAAAAAUGAGAUGCCACAAACUUUAAGCAAGUUUUAUGCUGUGCUCAAAGAAGCAUACCCCCAGAAGAAGAACGAUCAAAUCAUUGACAUCAACUUAAAUGUAAUAAACUUGUUUCUUUGUGUUGCAUUCCUGUGCAUUAGUCAAGAGCCUGAAUCUGAUCGUGAGUCUGCCAAUGAUUCUGAAGAUACCUCAGGGUACGAUAGCACAGCCAGUGAGCCUCUGAGCCACAUGCUUCCUCACUUGUCACCGGAUAGUGUUGUUUUGCCUUCGAAAGAGCAGAUCAGGCAAGUAGCAGAUGUGUGGUCUGCGUGUCGUUGUAUCUACCUGAAAAGUAUAGCAUUCCAGAAACAAUUCCAUAAACUUGGUGGCCUGGGGGUCUGUCGUCGACUGAUGACAAUGAUCAUUCAACAGAUCUCUAGCUCAAGGAAAGACAACAUAAAAGCAAAUCAAGUUAAUAUGUCUACUCCAUGUGAAAAUCAAAAGGAAUUGGGAAUUGACACACAUUCACCAUCAAGUCUGGUGACCAAAAAAGAAUUGUCAGAUAUCAGCAGUUGUGAGAAGUCCACUAAACCAGAGUCUGAACUUGUUCAAAAAAUAGCAUUUGGAGACCAACUGGAUGCACGGAGUUUUGCUGUUGGAGAUGAUAAGAUACCAAAAGAUCGGAAUGUUGUGGAACAGGAACAUUGUACUACAGAGGAGGAAUGGGAACUCCAUAGUAUCAGGCUUCUGGAAGCUUUAUUAUCCAUCUGUCUACACCAUUCUUGGAAAACUGACUUUGACUCUGCUCCACAGAACCUUUCUGUGGAUGAAAUAUUGACUGAUAUGCGAGACCUACUUGUUCGUUCUGGUAUUGUUGAUACGAAUCUGGCCAAGCCUCUCUUCGAUUCGUUGCAAACUGUAUCCUUAGGAGGAAUUUCUGUGGAUGGCUGUUCAGCUGAACAAGAGAGAAAAAAGAAAAUAAAUAAUCAGAUGGCCUUACAGCUGGCUGACCUUUCUGAGGAGACAGAAGAGCCACAAUAUUGUAACGUCAGGCUUUUUGCAGAAGAGGAGGGAUAUGAGGCUGAUAGUGAAAGUAAUCCAGAAGGUUUUGCAGUCAGGGAGGAAGAUGUGAAACCAGAACACAUUUCCUUGGUUCAGUCAUCCAGUUAUUUCUCCAAUAUUGCUGAGGGUAGUGCACAGAGAGAAUUGAUGUAUCCUGAGAUCUGUAUGUUAGAACUCACCCUACUGUCUGUCGGCAAUCCCAGUCUUGAUGUCCUAAUCCAUGUCUUCAGAGGUCUGCUCAAGAUUGUCCAACACAGUGAAAAGAAUGCUGCAUCUGUUUAUCAGCAGGGAGCUGUAAAAACUAUUGUGGGUGGUUUCAAGACUGUAUUGUGUCAAUCUGAGAUCAUUUUAGAGGAGUGCCAGACAUUACUCAUGGAAUUAUUGGUGACUCUGAUCAGCUCCAGGUUAUCAGCAGAAGAGUUGACACUCUUUCUGAGACUGUUUUUAGAGCGAACCCCUCCAACUAAGAUACUACUUAGAGGGAUUCUGAGGAUAGCGGAAGCAAAUGUAGAUAUGCUCCCAAUGCACUACCUAACCUUUCCAACUGUAUUCAGCACAGAUAUUUUCACUACCAUUCCAGUCGUGCAGAAAACUAAUUCCGCUGUCAGCAAUAAGAACUCCAGUCUUCUAAGGCGAGUCAAGUUUCCACACAGCAAAAGAGAGACAGAAUUUGAGGAAUAUACCCACCGAUUGUCGUCACCUUGGCAUGUGGCUCCACUCCAUUUGCCACUUGUUGGUCAGAACUGUUGGCCAAAUAUGUCAGAUGGCUUUAGCGUCUCUCUCUGGUUAAAAGUAGAAAUCACCAAUGCAACAGACAGGUCAUUUGAGAAAAAAAGGAAACCAAGACAAUAUCGGCUGGCUACUUUCAGAGAGAGUAGUUUUGAAGGCAUGGAUGAGAAAACACCCGGCUUAGAUUGUGGCAACAUUACGAAUUGUGGUGAUAAAUUGGUUGAAGAUGGGUGCCUCCAUGUGAUUUCAUUGGGGUCUAAAGAAAUCAUGCUGCAAGUUUGGGCUGAUUUGAACAUAGGUGGCUUUAUAUUCAGAAUUUGCAUUGAUCCAAAUGAUGACUUGAAAGCAGGCCUGCUGGCACAAGCUGAGUCACAAGAAAACAUUCUAACCCCAGGAAGGUGGCAGCACUUGGCAUUAACCUAUGUCCAGCAGUCAGAAAAUAAGAAGUGUAUUCAUGGCAAACUAUCACUCUGGAUGUCUGGACAAAGAAAGUCUGAUGUGGCCUUGGAUUAUACUGUUCCUCGAAAGAGCAGCCUGUCCUCUGACAGUAAUAAAACUUUUGCAAUGAUUGGCUACAGUAUGCCCCAACAAGAAGAUACGACUAGGUUGGCUGGAAUUUGGAGUAUUGGAAGCUUGCUUCUUUUUAAUGGUGCCAAGAUCGGGCCGGAAGAAGCCUAUUAUUUAUAUGUCUGUGGACCUGAUGUCACCACCAUCAUGCCCUGUAAAUAUGGCAAAUUGCAAGCGAAUUACUCUAAGUAUGUUACUCUGGAGAUUCUACAAUGUGAUCAGAUUAGUGAUUUUUUCAUGAAAUAUAAAGAAGUGGACACUAGCCCUCUGGUGGAUAGUCUUUCUGUUGUUUACAAUCCAAGAUGUCCUGCUCAAUAUACAAUCUACGAGCCAGUUAUUCGACUCAAGGGCCAAACACGAACUGUCUCAUCACAAAGGCCAUUUAGCUUGAAGAAUAUCCAAAGCAAUGUAGCGAAACCUCAGCAGCUAAAGAACUUGCAGCCUUUGGAGCAUCAAGACCUUCAGCGUAUCCUGCAUAAAAUUGGAGGAAUUGGUGUGUUCAUCUUUCUCUUUGCCAGGUCUGUAGAGAUUAGUAACUGUGAAAGGACCCAAGCUCUAGCAUUGAAAAUUGUACUUACUUUGACCAAGUAUAACCAGCAAAGAGUCCAAGAAAUGGAGAGCUGUCAUGGCUAUGCUAUGAUUCACCAAGUGCUCAUAAAAAUGAAAUGUGUUGUAGGUUUCCAUAUCUUAAAGGCUUUACUUGAUGGAUGCUGCAGUGCUCCAAUUCUUAAAUUUAACGAGUCCACAGGGCAAUUCGAAAUUGAUACAGAAUCGAUUGCUGUGAUCCAGGAUGUGAAACUGCUGUCUGAAUUGUUAUUGGAUUGGAAGAUCUGGUCUAAAGCGCAGAAUGGUGUCUGGGAAAUGCUUAUGGCAGCUCUUGAAGUGCUCAUUAGAGUCCAUCAUCCAAAGCAGAUGUUCAAUGUCAAGCAGCUUCUCAAGGCACAAGUGGUGUAUCGCUUCCUUUUGACAUGUCAAGUUCUUCAGGAACACCGAGAUGAACAUUUGACAUCUAUCCCUCGGGAAGUCUGUAGAUCGUUUGUGAAGAUCAUUGAGGAAGUACUUGGUUCACCACCAGAUCUGGAAUUGUUGAAGCUGGUUUACAAUUUUCUGUUGGCAGUACACCCUCCCACUAACACCUAUGUUUGCCACACCCCACCAGGCUUUUACUUUUCCCUCCAUAUAGAUGGUAAGAUCUUUGAAGAAAAGGUCAAAUCAAUCUGGUAUAUGCGGCAUUCUAACAGUAGUGGGAAGCCUAAGGAAAGUCCUGGCUUUCUUUCUCCAUCUGCUUUCAUCGCUAUCCCAGAAAAUGAAGAUAAAAAAAACAGCACAUUUAACUAUCCAAAGCAGGAGUCUCCUUUAUUACCAGUAUAUGAGCAGUACUCCCAGAGUCUACCAGUGACCCCUUCUACCUCACCACAAGUGCGAAUCCGAAGACUGAGACCAAGAGUAGAAAGAAACUUUGGUGACUCACAAGAAGUUCCUGAGUGUGAAUCUGACAGCCUUGGCUUUUUACCAGAGUAUACCCCUAAAAUGAGCACUUUGGAAACUUUGAAAAAUGCACAAGAUGAAAUGUACCUCAGCAGCUGUGAGUCAGCAAAAGCUGUGUGUGAGUCUGCAAGGGGAUCUUCUGCCCGAGGUGAUGCAGAUGGUCAUGUACAGGAUUCUUUCAAAUCUGUGGUACAGUUGGAUAACCUGACAAAUUUGGUUGCUAGUCUUGGAUGUGAACAUAUUUCAGAUGAAAGCACCAACAUUUCAUCAGCUUUAGAAUCAGAACUGAAGCAGGAAGGAGGCGGUGAUGAAGGAUUAAAUCGGCCUGAUAGUCUCCGAGGAUUACAGACAUUCCAAAAAAGUCAGAGUAAUUUUACCAGCCUGGGAUUAGCGUUUCCUUCCCAAAAUGGAUCGUUAGUUAUGUCAUGUUUGCCAAGUUUAGCUGACAAGAACUUGAUUCCUGAAGAAUGGGAGAGUUUUGGCAUUUCUCCUCUCUAUGAGCGACCCUAUAAUGAAACUGAGGUUGCUGCAGAAAGAUCUGCGACAGAAGACUGUCUAAUUCUGAUCUGCUGUGGGCUCUAUGACCUUUUGCGAGGAAUCCUACUCAUACUGCCAGAUGUAAUGCUGGCUGAUGUGAUGGACAAGUUGAUUCAACCGGAAGCAUUGAUAGUUCUUGUCAAUCAUCCAUCUCCAGUAAUACAGCAAGGAGUUAUUAAAUUGCUGGAUGCAUAUUUUACACGAGCAUCAAAGGAACAAAAGGAAAAGUUCUUGAAAAACCAUGGAUUUUCUUUGUUGGCCAACCAGCUAUAUCUCCACCAAGGAUCUCACGGUCUGCUGGAGUGCUUCCUUGAAAUGUUGCUCGGUCGGGCAGUUAAUCUGGAUGAAGAUUUGGAUACAGAGACUAUGGCUCAGAUUGACCCAUUUCGUAAAAGAUGCAUUAUUCCUGUUCUUGGCCUGAUUGAAAACUCCCUGUAUGAAAAUACAUUGGUGCACAAUAAAUUGUGUGUCCUACUCCAGCUUUUGAAUGCCUGCCCCAAGUUAGCUGACAUACUGCUUGACAACGGCUUAAUAUAUGUCUUGUUGAACACCUUAGCAACAUUAAAUGGAUUAGAGAAUGGUAUUCCAGUGAAUGAGUACAAAUUGCUGCUAUGUGAUAUUCAGCAACUACUAGUUGCUAUUACCAUCCAUUCCUGCAGCUCUUCUGGUUUACCAUAUUUUCGCAUAAUAGAGGAUUUAAUCUCACUGCUUGGAUACCUGCAGAAGAGCAAGGAUGCAAAAACAAAAGAAUUAGCUAUUGCACUGCAGUUCCGGGUCCUUCAAGGUGCUAUUGAAUUUAUAAAAGACACAGCCAAUCAAGAUGCUCAGAAUAUAAGUAGCUCCUUCCAUUUACCUGCAAAACAGCAUCAUGCCAUUCACCAGAAAAGGAAGAGUAUUGCAGGUUCAGUUGCAUUGAAAGAUUCCAUAAUUCCACGGCUGUCAAGACAACAUUUCUCUUCGCAUGGUCACCUUCCAAUGACUUAUUGCUUCAGCUUAGUAAACCAGGAGUCUCCUGGUUUACUAUUCCCAACUGGAUCCACUUCCUGUACUUUCCUUCCAGAAGCAGGUCCUCGCAGGUAUUCAGCUGCUCCAUCUGAUAUCUUGCUGAUGCAAAUGCGAUCAGUAGCCAGUGAUGAAUUAUCAUUGCUUAUGCAGAGGAGGAUGAGCCAUGAGAAUUCUAUGAGAGCUUCUGAGACUGAGUUUGUCCAGAGACUGCAGAGACUCACAGUGUUAUCAGUGAACAGACUAAUUUACCAAGAUCCUGACCUCAACUUCCUGGAUUUAUUGAGCACGUCUGAAUAUCCACAUCACGAUAGAAUACCGACUCCUCCAGGUGAAGACUUCGAGGGAGGAGCAUCAAUGCUACCCAGCAACAACAUAAAAACAUUUCAGAAAGAAAUGUUAAAACUGAUGGUUGAAGGGAUUAAAAUAUCCUUGGGAUCAGGUAGAAAUAGCCCCCCACGGCAGCAGUGGAAACGCAUGCUUUGGUCUUGCAGAGAGACAUUCCGGUCCCAGUUGGGUCGAUUGCUUGUUCAUGUUUUGUGCCCUGCCCGCUCACUAGAAGAAAGAAAAAUGGCUUUAGAGAUAGUUUAUGAACCAAGCCAUCAGGAAAUUCUGCGUGAAUGUCUUGGUCAACCUCUGGAGCAUGGACCCAAGCUAGCACUGUAUCUGUAUGAAUUGAUGCAUGACCACAUGGAAGACUUGACCAAGGAACAGCAAACUGCAGCAGGGAACUUCUUCACCUCUUUAAAGAUUUGUGGAUAUAAGUGUAUUCCACUUAAUGCUCCACCCAAACCAGAUCUCAUUAAAGCCAUUGAAGAGGAGCAAGCCAAAUAUGCAAAUGAAGAAAGUGCAAAUAGAGCUGCUUGGGAUAAGAAAAUGACAACUUCUCAACAGAGCCUUCUCCAACGACUUGAUUUGAAAUCAAAAGAUAUUUCAAAAAUAGCAGCUGAAGUCACUCAGAAUAUAUCCCUGCAUCAGGGUAUGGAAAGGAAGAAAGUAAUUCAGCAUAUCAGGAGAAUGUACAAGGUGGAUUUAAGUGCUAGCAGGCACUGGCAAGAACUUGUUCAGCAACUAACACAUGAUAGGGCAGUGUGGUAUGAUCCGGUCUCUUACCCAAUUUCAUGGCAACUGGAUCCUACAGAAGGUCCCAACAGAGAGCGGCGACGUUUACAGAGAUGUUAUUUGACCAUACCUAACAAAUACUUGCUCAGAGACCGACAAAAACCAGAAGAACCACUGAAGCCACCAUUGUCAUUCUUGUUUGAAGAUAAAUCUCAUUCUUCUUUUUCAUCAAUUGUAAAGGAUAAAGCAACAAGUGAACCUAUCAGGUUCAUUCGCAAAUGUAUCAAUGUUGCCCCCUCUCGAGAAACACUUGGUGAACUCCUUUUAGGAGAGUCAGGAAUGUAUUUUGUUGAGGAUAAUGCUGCCGAUGCCUUCGAACAUCCUAGUUCUGGAGUGGAAACUGAACCAGCUUCAUUCUCCUGGACUUAUGAAGAAAUUAAAGAGGUUCACAAGCGAUGGUGGCAGCUGCGUGACAAUGCCUUGGAAAUCUUUCUAAUUAAUGGCAGAACGCUGCUUCUAGCAUUUGACAAUACAAAGGUUCGGGAUGAUGUUCAUCACAACAUUCUUACUUCCAACCUACCAAAUUUAUUAGAAUAUGGGAACAUUUCAGCUCUGACCCAGUUGUGGUGCUCAGGACAGAUUACAAAUUUUGAAUAUUUGACCCAUUUGAAUAAACAUGCAGGUCGCUCCUUCAAUGAUCUUAUGCAGUAUCCUGUUUUUCCUUUCGUAAUGAGGGACUAUUCUAGUGAAACAGUUGACCUAAAUGAACCUGCUAUUUACAGAAAUCUUCUGAAACCUAUUGCUGUACAAUCCAAAGAAAAGGAAGAUCGUUAUGUGGAUAACUAUAAGUAUCUAGAGGAGGAAUAUCGUAAAGGGGCUCAGGAAGAUGAUCCAAUGCCACCUGUACAACCGUAUCAUUAUGGGUCUCAUUACUCAAACAGUGGAACAGUCUUGCACUUCCUAGUUAGGAUGCCACCAUUCACCAAAAUGUUCCUGGCUUAUCAGGAUCAAAGUUUUGAUAUCCCAGAUCGAACAUUUCACUCUAUGAAUACUACCUGGCGCCUGUCCUCAUACGAAUCUAUGACUGAUGUGAAAGAACUCAUUCCCGAAUUCUUUUAUCUUCCAGAGUUCUUGGUCAAUAGAGAAGGUUUUGACUUUGGGAUGCGGCAGAAUGGAGAAAGAGUAAAUCAUGUUAACCUUCCACCUUGGGCUCGCAAUGACCCCCGGCUGUACAUUCUAAUUCAUCGCCAAGCCUUGGAAUCAGAGCAUGUUUCCCAAACAAUUUGCAAUUGGAUUGAUUUGGUGUUUGGAAACAAACAAAAGGGCAGAGCUGCAGUUCAUGCUAUCAAUGUCUUUCAUCCUGCAACAUACUUUGGUAUGGAUGUAUCGGCUGUUGAAGACCCAGUUCAAAGACGAGCCCUGGAGACUAUGAUCAAGACCUAUGGGCAGACCCCUCGGCAGCUCUUCACAACUACUCAUCCCAGCAGACAUGGGCCGAGACUCUCAAUGGAGGGGGAGCUGCCAGCAGCUAUGGGUCUCCUCGUGCAAUUUGCUUUCAGAGAGAGCAGAGAGCAAGCCAAGGAAGUUGUCUACCCGAGUCCCCUGCCAUGGAUUCAAGGACUGAAGUGGGGCGAGUACGUGGGAUCUCCCAGUGCACCAGAUCCUGUAGUUUGCUUCUGUCAACCCCAUGGGGAACAGUUUGGAUCGCUAUUAGCAUUGCCAACCAGAGCCAUUUGUGGUCUAUCAAAGAAAUUUUGCCUUAUGAUGAUAUACAGUAAGGAGCAAGGUGUUCGGAGUAUGCACAGUACAGACAUCCAGUGGUCUGCUAUUUUGAGUUGGGGUUAUGCUGAUAACAUGCUAAGAUUGAAAAGCAAACAAAGUGAGCCCCCCAUCAACUUCAUUCAGUGCUCUCCUUUACACCAGGUUACAAGUUGUGCAUGGGUGCCUGACAGUUGUCAGCUCUUUACUGGCAGUAAGUCUGGAGUGGUUAUUGCGUACUCAAACAGAUUUACCAGCAGUAUGUCUUCAGAAAUUGAAGUGGAAACAAAAGUCCACUUAUUUGGGCACACUGAUGAAGUAACCAGUCUGUGUGUCUGCAAACCGUACAGUAUUCUAAUCAGUGUCAGCAAGGAUGGGACCUGCAUUAUAUGGGAUUUGAACAGGUUGUGCUAUGUUCAAAGUUUAACAGGACAUAAAAGUCCAGUGACGGCAGUUUCUGCGAGUGAGACAACAGGUGAUAGUGCAACAGUUUGUGAUUCCGUUGGUGGUGGUAGUGACCUGAGGCUAUGGACAGUAAAUGGAGAUCUCAGUGGCCAUGUACAUUGCCGAGAAAUAAUCUGCUCAGUAGCUUUUUCCAAUCAACCCGAAGGUGUAUCUGUCAAUGUUAUUGCUGGAGGGUUAGAAAAUGGCGUUGUAAGGCUGUGGAGUACAUGGGACUUGAAGCCUGUUCGGGAAAUAGCUUUCCCGAAAUCAAAUCGGCCUAUUGUCAGUCUCACGUUUUCCUGCGAUGGCCAUCAUCUCUACACAGCAAACAGUGAUGGCACUGUGAUAGCCUGGUGUCGUAAGGACCAACAACGGAUGAAGCUCCCUAUGUUUUAUUCCUUUCUAAGCAGUUACGCUGCCGGCUGAACAUUUAAAUUGGAUUUCUUUAUACCAAUCACUGUGCACAUUUAGAAUUUUCAGUGCUUUUGGGUUAAGAUUGAGGUUGAGAAAUGAAAUGUUCCUCUCCUCAGUUGUAUAUAUUCUAAAUGAGAAAGAUCCUCAUAAAAGGAGCAAUUGAUUUUCAACAGAACAAGAUGGAAUAUGGAAACAGAUCUGCAGAGCAGCUUUUGUCAUUGUGUUCUGUUGCCUUCCUGCCCAUGAUGGAAAUUCUUGACUUGUUGCAUAUGCAGUACUUCAAAAUAUUAAUGGUUUCAAAUGGGCAACCUAAAACUCAGUUUCAAUUUGAUGUAAAUUAUGCAAUGUGUCCGGUUGAUAAUUUUACAGAGUGCAAUAUUUUUUACUUCUGAAUCUAUAUCAAGUUUUGCAUACAAUGCGCAUGAGACCAAGCAGCGUAAUGAGGUACACGAACAGAAUCAACUACAUAACGGAGCAUGGAAUUAUGAUAUAAAGCACCUUAAACCAAUUUCUGUGCACACAGCGUCUAUCUGCGAUUGCCUUGAAUGUUUUUCAUCUUUGUAAGUGUUACCAUUUCUCAUACUGUUUCUUGAAAAUGAUUCUGUCAUCUGAAUAAUUUGAUAUGAAUCAAAUUGUUCCUUCCCUUUAUUUUUCAUAAGUAACAAUGAGCAGAUUGAGAGAUCAAGCUUUAUUUUGCCAGUGCCUGCCAGAUUGCAUGAAAAGAUACAUCUACCUUAAAGCGAAUGGAUAACAGAAAUUCUACACAGAAAACUAUGCUGGGUUUAUUGAAAAUACAAUACUGGUGUCAAUUAGGUUGAUUAUGGUCGAACUGUAACCCACUUGUGUCAAAUACAUGACUGUUUAUUUAACUGGGAGGCACAUGAUCCCAAUUUCGUCUGCCAUUUUCUCUCUGAAAGUUGUCUUUUGAUUAUUAUUCUUAAAUAUAUUUAAAAAUAAAGAGUUGAAAAGUAUGCAUUUUGCAAGUAUUUUGAUGAAAGUGAGAUAGUUUGUGAUUUUGCUGAUAUUUAAAACUUUAGCAAAUAAGUUUUAAAAAAAUUAUGAAACCAUUGUUCCUCAGACUUGGAAAGUGAGCGUUUGCUGUCUUUUGUACUUCCACUCGUUACAUAUCUGUACAAAC